Messenger RNA from Patella vulgata (common limpet), 3189 nucleotides. RefSeq names its product tetraspanin-4. The transcript is spliced from 10 exons. NCBI's taxonomy places the organism in Eukaryota, Metazoa, Mollusca, Gastropoda, Patellidae. The record is from RefSeq and is a predicted model, not a curated record. Gene Ontology annotation, cellular component: membrane. The coding region runs from base 811 to 1758 and encodes 315 amino acids.
CUUUCCUAUGUUAGCUUGAGUGUCGCAUUCGUUUACCUAAAUCAACCUCCAAACCCGAGAUACCGAGCUUGUAUCAAUAAACGAACAGCUAGGCCCAACCAUUUUCUACUUUAAAAACCUCUACUUGCGGUUAUGUGUUUUCAGUCUGGAUAUUCGUUUAUUGUAGUGAGUUGUAGAUGUUCCAUAAUGAAAUCGAUGGGAACUAGACUCGAUUUCAAUGUUUUAGUAAAGUAAAGUGUUGAGUUGUGAAGAGAAGUAUAUUGUUUAUUAGUGAUUAGGUAGUGAUGGAAAUAACAACAUUGAUUAAGUGUGAUUAUAUUCCAGUUUUUGAAUAGUCCCAGUCUGGAAUGAAAUACUGUUAGAUCUUGUAAGACUUAGAUAUACCCAUGUAGAUAAUGGUACUAGUUGAAUAUUUACAGGCAUCAUUUGUAAGAUAAUUUCUGUCUGAGUAUGGUUCCAGUAAGCUGAUUCUGAAGCUGAAUACAAUAAGUAUGUAUUAAGAAUGCCAAAUUAUAUCGCUUUUUGUGUUUCGUAUAUUAUCCGAUUGUGACAGAAAUUUUUUUUUUUAUUAAACUUCAAGAUAUUGAUGAUACUGGAUUAGAUUAGAUGUAAACCGUGUUAGCCAUGAGAACCAUGUUAAUUAAAUAAAAUAUACUGACGGAUAUCUAUUAAUUUACUGAAUAUUUUGUGAGAAGCGAGUUGUGUUCUUGAGUUGUAGUGACUAAACCAGUAUUUAAGACCUGUAUUGAUUAUUUGUGAAGUGAACAGUAAUACAGAUAUUAACCCAGGAUAAUAUCAUCUAACAAAAAAAUGAAUGAAGAAAAAGAAGCUGUGUUACCCAGCAAACGGAACACAACCUAUCCGCCGCCAAUACAUAGUGGUUUAUAUAACAUGGAUGCCAAAAUGGGAUUAAAUGGCUGUGGUAAUUUUCUCAAGUAUUCUAUGUUCCUCUUCAAUGCAAUCAUAUUGAUUACAGGUUGUGGGUUAUUGGGAUUAGGAAUAUAUACAAGGACCAGUCAAACUGGAUUAUCACGAGUAUCAUCUAUAUUAGGAAGCUAUUUAUAUUCCACAUUAUCAUUAGUUCUUAUUAUAACUGGCGGUGUUGUCAUUGUUCUUUCUUUCCUCGGUUGUUGCGGAGCCUUGAAGGAAGUAAAAUGUAUGCUCGUCUCAUUUUUCGCAUUACUGUUGUUAAUGUUUUUGGGUCUAAUAGUUGGCGGCACUGUAGUUUAUGCUUUCAAAGACCAGAUAGGUGAAUACACUAUAAAAGAACUAUAUCGAUCAUUAAAUUCGUCCUAUGGUUUAGAUGGACAGGAAUCUGUCACAGAGGCAUGGAAUUCUAUGCAAAAAAUAAUUGUCAACUUUCAGUUCCAGUGUUGUGGUGUUGAUGGUGACAUUAAUUCUACCAGUUCCUGGGCCUAUUAUAAAGAAAAUACAGAAUGGUUCAGAAACCAAACAGAUAACAUGAAGAGGUUUGUGCCAGAGAGUUGUUGUGUAAGUCAGAUGGAUCUAAAUGUAACAAAAUGUCAGGCCAGAAUUGAGAAACACAUCAUACCUGCUAUAGGCCCACCUGUCUUUGCCGAUAUGGAAAAUGACCAACUUUUUACAGAGGGAUGUUACACUGCCUUUUAUAACUUCAUCUCUCGGAAUGCACAGAUAGUUGGUGGUAUUGGAGUUGGGAUUGGCGUCGCCAUGAUAUUAGGAAUGAUUUUUGCCAUUUGCCUAUGUAAAAGAAUUAAAGAUGAUUACUAUUUUGACUGAGAAAUGAAAUUUAUAUUUAUUACUUUAUUUUCGAUGGCUUUUAUUCCUUUAAGAGAUAUUUUUUUGGACAAGAAAUUAUGACAUCUCAACUUUCGUCUGUUUGUUUGUGAACUUACAGUGUUAGAUUACAAUUAAAGAAAACAAUAAUGCAAGAAAUGAAAUUUAUUUUUCCAAGUGCUCAAUUUUAUUUGAGAAGUAGAACUGAGUAAAUAGGAUAUGUAAAUGAAUUAUAAAUAACUCAUUAUGUAACUCUUUGUCAUUUCAGUGUACAAGCUUUUGAAAUUCAUGCACUACAGCUUGUCUGUUAUAUUCUUGUAUAUAUUGGCAUUCAGUUACAUGUAUAAAUGAAAGUAUUUUGUUUUAAUUUACAAAAUAAAACAUUAUUAUUUUCCUCCAGACAUCCAAGUUUGUCUGUUCUUCCAAACAACAGUUAUAAUGAAUUUGUCAAAAUUGUGUGUACAUUGGAAUUGGGGUUCUUCUUUUUUCAUUACUUUUCUAUGAAACAUGCGGAAAUAAUUUUUACUGAGACCCAAUGACAAUGAAAGCGCUAUACUUUUAUAAAUAGAUUAUUGUAGAUCUCAUUUGAGACAGCACCAGAUCACGACGAUAACACGUAAGAAUCGUGUUUUCGGGAUCGCAAAAACGAAUCACAGACCAAUUUUCAUAAACACUAAAGUAUGAGUUUGAUAGAAUGCGCAUGUUGAAAAUCCCGAUUUUAUGGUGCAGAAAUGAGUACAAGAGCCGUCGCCCCCAAGGUUUUGGUGCCAUCACACUACCACUGUGAGUCUGGCUGGUCCUUUCCACCUGGCAAGAUAACCAAAUUCCCGUACUACUGCUACUGUGAGAAGCCCACCACACAUGGGUUCACCAAUGCUGACACACUGUUCGUUGCCAGAAUACGCGUCAGGCGGCCUUAUGGACCCCGUGGACAUUUUACUGGCUUUUGACUUUUAACUCACAUGCCUAAAGUUGUUAUGUCCUCUGUGGGGUUUCUUGUGUCGGUAAAUGUCCAAUCUACAUGUAUCAAAUCACAUUUCCCGUCAACUCAGUGUUGCAUUUUCAUUGUGUUUCAGUAUGUCUGAAUAUAAUUUAGCAGACUAAAGGAGUUUCACUUCGACUUUAAAUUAGAUUGCUAUACAAAAAGUUAUUCGUAUGUCUGAUUUCUAUUUGUGUAUUACAUUGUCAGUGAUAAGCUUUUUGUUAUAUUUUAAUACAAUGUCCAAAAUACAGUAGUUGUAUUAUUGUUGCUACAGAAUCAUUGUAGUUUUCAUACAUUUCAUUUAUGUUUAGCAAUUUCUUUCUUUGAUUUAUAUAUAAGCUUAAAUUUUAAUGUGGUGGGUAUAUAUUUCCAUCACCCGUCCACCGUCAUACAAUACUCUUUAAGGGGGUAGUACGAAAUAUAAUAUAGUGAAUAAAACUGCCUAGAAUAAA